UGAAAAAUGAGUGAUAUAUUUUAAGGAAAUAGAAGUGGAAUCUCUUAAGGAAGUUAAUUUGAUGCGUAAUAUCUAUAAUAUUGAAUUUUAGAUUAGGUGCAAGUUUUGGUAGAAUUCUUCCACAUGAUAAACAAAGUAUUGGAUCAAAUAAUGGUGGAGGCAGCUUUGCAUAAGUUCCUGUUUCAUUUUUAGUAUAACCAGAUUAAUACAGAUCAUCUGUGGGUUCAGAGGAAGUUGUUGCUCCAAUUUAAAUAUAUGAAUAUUAAGAACCUAGUAAUUAAAAAGGAAUCUUUUUUAGAAGCAGUGGAGAUUUUGAAAUGCAAUUUGAAGAAAUUAGAAUUGAUAGAUUGAAUAUUGAUUAACAAUAAAAAGUUGAAAAUAAUCCAUAAUUAAUACCAAAUAAUAGUUAAAGGUCAUCUAAUGACUUUGAAAUGAAAAUAUGUAAUGUUCUAUAAUUAAUAUAGAAUCUGCAUAAUAAAUCAGUACAAAUUUUAAACCAGAAAUUAAUUAGAUGAUCAAUCCAAAUAUUAUUGAAGAAAAUAAAAAUCUUUUUAAUGUUAAUAUUUCAAAGAGCAUUUAUACAAAUAAAAUAACAUAACUUGUUGAAUAAACAUAAUAGAAAUUAAUCCAAUCAUCCAAGAAUUAAACACACACUCAUCUAUCGUAAUUUUUAAUCAUCCAUCUUAUAGAAAAAGCCAAUAAAAAUUAUAAAGAAAAUCACCUAAUUUAUAAAGAGAUCAUUCAGAUUUGUCAUCAGAUUUUAAUUAGCAAAAUAGUAAUGAUCCUAAUUAAGAUCCAAUAUAAUAAAAAUUGGCUAAAAAUAGAGAAUCUGCAAGAAAUUCUAGGGCAAGAAAGAAAAUUUAUUAUGAAUUAUUGGAAGUAAAAGCUUAGGAAUUAUAAAAUGAAGUGGAUUCAUUAAAAUAAUAGAUUCAAAAUUAAUAAAAGUAUACUGAAAUUUGUAAUAAAUCUUAAGAAAAAGUAAUUUAUUCUAGGAUUAUUAGUUUUAAAUGUUCUUAGAAUAAUAAUAAUUAUUAUUUGAUAAACUUGAAACAUACUUAAUAAAAAAUAAAGAUAAUGUAGAAAUAGGGAUGAUUUUAGAUGCUCUAAGAUAUAGAACAAAUUCAAAUAGUUAAGAAAGAAAUGAUGCAGCAAGGAACUAUUUUGAUUAAAUGGUAGAAGUUUGUCUACCUAUUCAAACUAGAUACUUGAUUUAUGCAUUGGAAAAAAAUAAGGAUUUUUUUGCUUUAUAACCAAAGUAUAUAUAUUUUUUGAAUUCAAUACCAGUGAUUAUUCUGAUUGGAUGGUUGAUUCUUUUUAGAAGACAGAUAUCAAGCCUGAGUAAAUAGUGAAAGUAAAAAAAAUGAAAGCUAAAUUAUAAAGUGUUAGAAAUAAUAUAUCAGAGUAAUAAAUUAAUAAUUAUUAACAAUAGUUCAAUUCAUAAAAUAAAAGAAUAAUUAAAAUUAAUUUAGAGUGAAGCGUUGAAAGUAGAUUAAAUGUGGGAAUAAUUGAAAGAAUGUUUAUCACCAAUCUAAUUAGGAUCAUGUAUAUUGGCAAUGAGAUAAGUAAAAUAUAGUAAUAAAUAAUAAGAAUUAAUACCGAUAAGAAUUAUAAACAUCAUCCUUAUUUAUAUAACUGAAGAAUUCACAAAUGGUAUUAAAUUCAUAAUGUAUUAUAUUAGUCAGAUGAAGAUGAUAUAUAAAGUAAUCAUGAAUAAUUUACUAUUUCAAAAAAUAGAAAAUUAAUAAAAAAAUCAUAGAGCUGA
Messenger RNA from Paramecium sonneborni, 1762 nucleotides. The record is from the annotation of a GenBank genome assembly. NCBI's taxonomy places the organism in Eukaryota, Ciliophora, Oligohymenophorea, Peniculida, Parameciidae.